AUGACACUUACCCGUGUUGAUUGUGAGUGCAUAAAAAAGCCGGUCAUAUUUAACUUUGGUGAUUACAAUUCCGAUAUAGGUGGUUUUUUCAAUGGACUUGGAAUUAAUUUUGGACCUCCUAAUAGACGUAUUUUCUACCAUCAUCAUUACCACCACUACCACCACCAUGAGCAUCGCGAGCAGCAGGCAGAUUAUGUGAAAGUUUGCAAACCCCCAUAUCUUGAAUCUUUGGGGCCAAAUUUCACAAACGGAGCUAACUUUGCAAUCAGUGGUUCAUCCACUCUUCCGAGACAUCUGCCCUUUAGUUUGGACGUUCAAGUUCUCCAAUUCCUGCGUUUCCGAAGUAUAUACCAACAUGGUGGUAAAUAUUUUUGGGUGCACAAUACUGGACCGCUGGGUUGCUUACCCCAAAAGCUUGCCGGAACUGCCCCAAACGCCGGAAAUGUUGAUAACCAUGGCUGCCUCAAGUUUCUCAAUGACGCUGCAAAAGCAUUUAACAAGCAAUUGCAUAUUCUGUGUGAAGAGCUGAGAUCACAAAUGAGGGGGGCUAUUAUUGUGUACGUGGAUAUGUAUGCCAUCAAAUACGACCUCAUAGCCAAUUCAGCUAAAUAUGGUACAAGUACAAUUUCAAUAUUACGUGCGGCCAACCUGGUUCCAACGUUUGAAGCCGAGGAUCAAAGUUCAUAAGCUGGGAUGGAGUUCAACCUGUCUACUAAUUAUUCCACUCCUCCAAUAAAGUUGGACUAUUUUUUAUCAUAAGCUGGGAUGGAGUUCACCCUGUCUACUAAUUAUUCCACUCCUCCAAUAAAGUUGGACUAUUUUUGCA
Molecule: messenger RNA, 826 nt
Organism: Prunus mume (Japanese apricot)
Lineage: Eukaryota; Viridiplantae; Streptophyta; Magnoliopsida; Rosales; Rosaceae
Source: RefSeq, a predicted model, not a curated record